Huiozyma naganishii CBS 8797 is the source of this 486-nucleotide messenger RNA. It is a transcript of the gene SHH4, whose product is annotated as protein SHH4. Lineage: Eukaryota; Fungi; Ascomycota; Saccharomycetes; Saccharomycetales; Saccharomycetaceae. The record is from RefSeq and is a predicted model, not a curated record. Gene Ontology annotation, cellular component: mitochondrial envelope; membrane. The coding region runs from base 1 to 486 and encodes 161 amino acids. The transcript has a single exon. Gene Ontology annotation, biological process: tricarboxylic acid cycle; mitochondrial electron transport, succinate to ubiquinone. Gene Ontology annotation, molecular function: heme binding; ubiquinone binding.
AUGUUAUCUUGUGGGUUGUUUCAGAGACGGUUGUUCCAUUUGGCCCGGUCGUCCCACUUCAAGAUCCCGUUUUUGCCGACACUGCCGCAGAAACCCGGUGGGGUGGCAGGUGACGUGAACGACAGUUCCACGGUACCAGCUGAGGACCCUCUGCACGGGUCCAGGCACUGGACGCUGGAUACAGCCGUCUCUCUGAGUCUGGUGCCUCUUGUCGGGAUCCCACUUGUCUUCGUGGGUCCCGUUUCCACCGUUGCAGACACGAUGCUAUCCGCAAUGCUGUUAGCACACUGCUACUCUGGGUUCCAGUCGUGCAUCAUCGACUAUGUGUCUAAGCGGGUGUACGGUCGGAUCCACAGCUACGCGAUGUGGCUGCUGCGGAUCGGGUCCCUUGUGUCCCUAUUUGGGAUUUACAUUCUGGAGACGGAGAGUGAUGGACUCGUCGGUCUUAUGCGCCGGAUGUGGAGACGUCCCGCCAGCGAAUCGUGA